Messenger RNA from Rhopalosiphum maidis (corn leaf aphid), 1356 nucleotides. RefSeq names its product clavesin-2 (gene Cralbp). Gene Ontology annotation, cellular component: membrane. Lineage: Eukaryota; Metazoa; Arthropoda; Insecta; Hemiptera; Aphididae. Gene Ontology annotation, molecular function: phosphatidylinositol bisphosphate binding. The transcript has 7 exons. The record is from RefSeq and is a predicted model, not a curated record. Bases 143 to 1174 code for a protein of 343 amino acids.
ACCAUUCCAGAAUCCGUUGUCAUAGAGUGCGAUCAUACUCUAGUGGUGCCUGUUCGCUUGUUCGCUCUAAUAUUACCGCCGACUCGUAGUCGUUCAGCAAUCGGACCGCCGCCGAAACCACAGCACGCGUAAAGCACUCGUGAUGUCACCUACAAAAGCUUCUGACAUUGCUGUGGGUAACGAUUGUCAGAAAAAUCAUAUGGCCAAUGAUGACUGGUGUACAUGCUUUGAAACUUGUACAUUACCAAAACAUAUUCAAGAAGUGGCUUUGAUUGAGUUACGGGAAAAUGAAAGUGCUCGUAAGCAAGCUAUUUCAGCGUUCCGGCAAUGGAUAUCGAAAAAUGCAGAUAUUCAAAACGUAAUUACUGAUGAAAAGUUUUUGUUACGAUUCUUGCGUGCUAAAAAAUUUAGUUUACCAAUGGCUCAACAAAUGUUGCUUAAAUAUUUAAAUCUUCGACAAAGAUUCCCAAUGUACUUCAUGGGUCUAGACUGUAUGAUUCCAUCAAUUAGCGAACUUAUUGACUCCGGAUACAUGUUUGUAUCGCCUUUUAGGGAUAACGAAGGUCGGCGAGUUAUUAUUGGUACUGCGAAAGGCUUCGAUCUUCGAAAAUAUAGCAAUAGAGACUUGGGAAUUGUACACAUAAUUACCUAUGAGACAUUACUAAACGAUGAAAUCAAUCAGGUUGUGGGAUUCACUCACUUCGGUGAUUUUGACUCCAUAACUCCAGCAUAUAUAACUCUGUUCGCCCCAAAUGAAUUUGCCACUCUUAUCAAGUGGGGAGAGCAAUCAAUUCCUAUGAGACAUAAAGCAAUACACUUGUUGAAUGUACCAGCACCGAUCAAGUUUGCUUAUGAUUAUUUCCAAACAAGAAUAAGCCCAAAACUCAACUCACGAAUGAAGAUGUACAAUUCACUAUCUGAGUUACACGAGAGACUUGAUAAAAAAGUCUUGCCUAAAGAGUAUGGUGGUGAAAUGCCAAUGGCCGAAAUGAUCAGGUUAUGGAAAAAAGAAUUGAUGGAAAAUAGAGAAAAAUUAAUAGCGUUAGACAAUAUGCGGUUAUUAUCUGAUAGAAACAUUAUAACAAGAAAAACGAAAGCUGAAAUUAAUCAUCAUAGUUUGAUUUCUGGAUUCGAUCAGAUAAAUGGCAGUUUUCGAAAACUUGAAGUAGACUAACUAUAAACAGUAAUAAGUAAUUAAAUAGAAUGUAAAUAAAUAAUACAUUUUUAUCUUGUAAAAAUUUCAAAGUCUUAUUUUUUUUAUUCAUAUUUUCAUUUUGUAAAUUCUUCACCAUUACUAUAUAAGUUAUCAUGUUUAAUACCCUCAUACCCUCAUUAUAUAUUCAUUUAUAAUAAUUA